AUGCAGUUACUGCAGCAAUUGAAGGGGUUAAGUGUGGACUUACUAGAUGAGCCACUAACUGAUGACACUGCACUGCCAGCCGUGAAGGAAGCGAGCAAUGCGCUUGCAAAGCAACUAGAAGUGAAGAAGGACGCGAAAUACUACGCAGCGGAGGAG
Messenger RNA from Sphaeroforma arctica JP610, 156 nucleotides. RefSeq lists its product as hypothetical. The transcript has a single exon. Lineage: Eukaryota; Ichthyosporea; Ichthyophonida. The record is from RefSeq and is a predicted model, not a curated record. The annotation marks the transcript as partial.